Messenger RNA from Komagataella phaffii GS115, 366 nucleotides. RefSeq lists its product as uncharacterized. The transcript has a single exon. The record is from RefSeq and is a predicted model, not a curated record. Bases 1 to 366 code for a protein of 121 amino acids. NCBI's taxonomy places the organism in Eukaryota, Fungi, Ascomycota, Pichiomycetes, Pichiales, Pichiaceae.
AUGGCCGCAGCAUUGGUUGAGUUUGAUGCUGCGGAAGUCUCGUGGAGAGAAGAAGUGACGCUAGCAGCAGUUGCUUCAGAUUCAGCAACAGUGGAUAAGUCGGAUACCAGGGAAGUCAAAGACUCGACAACCGAGCUUGCAGCAACGUUGGUGUUUCCAACUAGAGAGAUACUGGAGGAUUCAGACAUUUUGAUGAAGAAAUAUUACAACACUCAUGAGGGAUAUCUGAUCUUUAUAAAUACUUUGAUCUCAAUCCCUAGAUCGCAAUCAGUCUUAUGCAUUUUGGAUCACGGGGACAUGGUAAUUGUAUCAAGAUGGAAUAAUUGCCCGAUUGGGAUAAAUGUAAGCUUUGCUUUGCUAUUUUGA